GACUGAUGCUUCGAAACACGGUUACAAACCCUGUGUUGAACCGUGAACUUUUGAAUCUGUUCAGUACGGAUCAAGCUUCAUCCGCAGCGUGUUGGAAGCUUCUCGAAGAAACGUUGUGAACACAAGUGGAUUCUGUGAGUCUCUGUGGAUUCUGGUAUUAUAAUAUAGGUUACCAGUCCAAAGUGAACAUGGUCAAGGAAACUGGUUUUUAUGACACAUUAGGUGUGAAACCUGAUGUUACUCCUGAUGAACUGAAAAGGGCCUAUCGCAAACUAGCCUUAAAAUAUCAUCCAGACAAAAACCCUACAGAAGGAGAGAAGUUCAAACAGAUAUCUCAGGCGUAUGAGGUCUUGUCAGAUGCUAAGAAGAGAGAACUAUAUGACCGAGGAGGAGAAAAGGCUAUAAAGGAAGGAGGAAGUGGUGGUGGUGGUAGUUUUGCAUCUCCCAUGGACAUCUUUGACUUGUUUUUUGGAGGAGGUGGUAGAAGGCAUCGAGAGAGAAAAGGAAAGAAUGUUGUUCAUUCGAUUACUGUAACCUUGGAAGAUCUUUAUAAAGGAGCUACACGGAAACUUGCUCUCCAGAAGAAUGUCGUUUGCGAGAGAUGUGAAGGUCGGGGAAGUCGCAAAGGAGCUGCACAGAUGUGCAUGUCUUGCCGUGGCACAGGCAUGCAGGUCCGUGUGCACCAGCUCAUACCAGGUAUGGUGGAACAGUUAUCUACAGUGUGCCACAGCUGUCAGGGCCAAGGGCAGCGUAUCAGUCACAAAGACCGCUGUAAAGCCUGUGCAGGACGGAAAAUCCUGCGCCAGAAGAAGAUCUUAGAAGUCCACAUUGACAAGGGAAUGAAAGAUGGCCAAAAGAUAGUGUUCCAUGGAGAAGGAGACCAGGAACCAGGACUUGAGCCAGGCGACAUCAUCAUUGUGCUGGAUGAACGCGAACAUCCAUGUUUUACCCGGAAAGGAGCAGAUCUGAUCAUGAACAUGGAGCUGCAGCUGGUUGAGGCUUUGUGUGGUUUCCAGAAGCCUGUUGAGACACUAGACAACAGAACUCUGCUCGUCACCUCCCAUCCAGGGGAUUUGAUCAAGCCUGAAGACACAAAGUGUGUGCUGAAUGAAGGGAUGCCUGUGUAUCGCCGCCCGUUUGAGAAGGGCCGCCUCAUCAUCCACUUUUCAGUCUUGUUCCCACAAGCCAACUUUCUCCCGAAGCACAAACUGAAAGAGCUGGAGCGUUACCUGCCAGUGAAGAUGGAGACAGAGCAGUCUGAGAGUAUGGAUGAAGACCUCUACACCUACGCUGACCUGGAGGACUGUGACUUUGACAACAGGAGACGACACAGCCAUCAUUACUACUACGUGGACGAGGACGACUAUGCCAGUGCUGGAGGCGUUCAGUGCCACACGUCCUAACCAAUUUGGCCUGAAUGGCUUGUUUCUAUAUUCUUGUCUGAGAAGCUCAUAUUAUCACGUGGUGUACCUUUUCAUUUUUUUUCCUUUGCACUUUUUUUAUUAUAUUAUUUCUCUUAAAAUAUUUUUAUUCUGUCAAGUUGAAAUGUAAAGCUUUCAGGGCAUUCCUGAUUGCUCCUGUUAGUGUUCUGGACUCUGAAUAGAGCAGAUUAUGUAGACAGUCCGGGACUAGACUUGGAUCCAGGCGUACUGGGCUUAUCAUGUCUGGGAGCUCAUUUUAUUAUUAUUUUGUUUUUACACCACACUGGUGAGAGGACUAAUUUAAAAAAGAAAAGAAAAUGUGCUUUCUUAGUACAAGGACGACUUCCUUCUUAAAUUGAUGGCAGUGCUCAUAUUUUUACAGUGUUACUAAAUCUGUUUUUCAGCCACUUUUUAAUUGUGGCUGACUGUCAUCGUCAGUCCACAGAGUGCGAAGACUGGAAGAGUUGGUCUUGGUUGGAGUAGUACUACUACAGCCCACUCUUCAAAAUAAUGUGACAAAAUGAAGAUGCCCCAAAGAAAGGUAGUGAUUCAGAGCACAGAUGUUCAGGCUGCUGUUGUAGGUUCAUGUUUUAUGUGUGGUGGUUGUGUUGUUGUUACCCUUUAAUAAUUUUUGAAAGUGUCUAGAAACAUCUCUUGUUUACAUCUCACUUCAGUAUGAGUGACAACAAGCAUUUAAGCGUGGGUUCUGUCACACUUGUACAGAUGCCAGGUUUGCUUCAAGAAGCAUCUUUGCAGAGUUAACUAGAGAACCUUUAAUUUUUUUAUGAUUAUUAUUAUUAUUGUGAAUUUAGGUUUGUAAUUUGACGAUAAUUCAGUUUUUAAUCUGCAAAAGUGAUGCUGAUAAUUCUAGUUAUGGUCCUCAAAGUGCUGCUGCUUUCUGGUCAAAUAUUUUGAGCCACAGCAAUGACUGAGCUCGUAAUUUACGUUGGAAAAUGUUCAGUUGUCUCAGGCUUGUUCUUUGGACAAUCUGCAGUUUCCAAGACUUGUCGUACAUGUAUGUAUGAAAAACAGGUCAAACAAGAUUUUAUUGACACGUCUUAUUUAUCAUCUCAAUUCUAAAUCCUAAUGUUUUUGUGGAGGGAACUUUAAAUCAGCAUGUGAUACCUCAUUGAAGCGUCUCUGUUUAUAAGCCUUUUCUUUAACUUUACUUGAAGCCCAUGCAGAUUGUUGAAAUGACAAUUUUGCCUUGUUACUGCAAAAACCAACUGCUCUUCUCACAAAAUGUUUGCCAAAUUGCUUCAUAAUUACUCUUGAAAGGGGUUUUUGUAUUUUUCAUUAAAGGGGAAAUUGACUGUC
This is a messenger RNA of Thalassophryne amazonica, 2738 nucleotides long. It is a transcript of the gene dnaja1, whose product is annotated as DnaJ heat shock protein family (Hsp40) member A1. The record is from RefSeq and is a predicted model, not a curated record. The transcript has 9 exons. NCBI's taxonomy places the organism in Eukaryota, Metazoa, Chordata, Actinopteri, Batrachoidiformes, Batrachoididae. The coding region runs from base 189 to 1403 and encodes 404 amino acids. Gene Ontology annotation, cellular component: cytosol; cytoplasm. Gene Ontology annotation, molecular function: Hsp70 protein binding; ATP binding. Gene Ontology annotation, biological process: protein refolding; response to heat.